Molecule: messenger RNA, 4377 nt
Organism: Schistosoma turkestanicum
Lineage: Eukaryota; Metazoa; Platyhelminthes; Trematoda; Strigeidida; Schistosomatidae
Source: the annotation of a GenBank genome assembly
UUUGUUAUACGGUGGUACUAUUGAAAAUGUGUUGAGUUUCUGUAUUUCCCGAAUACUUUCAUAAACAUAAGAACUAUUUAGUUUGUGAAAAGUUCCACGUACCAGUGCCUUUUCAGAGAAUUUAGUGCAUCCUGGCUUUUAGCACAACCAACAGUGCUAACCAAAGAGUAGUGCAAUAAUUGCACAACAUUUUCCGAAAAGUAUAUGGCACAAUCAUUUAGUAUGCAAAAUUACUAUAAACUUACCGAUGUUUUCAAAAAUCUUAUUUUCAGGGAUAACCUCCCUUAUGGACUAAAUUGUGUGUUAAUGAUCUCUCUUUAUAUUGUCCACCGUAUUUUCAACAUAACUUUUAACUGAAAAAGCCUUAGAAUGAAUUCACACGUUACUUCGUCAAAAAAUGACAAACUCCGUGAACAAAUAUUUGAUUACCCAAAUUACUUUUCUACAGAAGAUGAAAACUCGCACUGGAAGCGUUCAACUAGUGAUGCGAGCUUUUUUCUCGACGGAAAGCAACUUACAGACGAACAUGACACAUCCGGGAGUGUUUCAGAGCAGGCAAGAGUUUAUUGGAAUUUGCCAGAAGCCGUGGAAGCUUCGGUAACACCUAAUUUUGGAAGUGACAGGUCAAAAUGCAGCUAUGAAGUACGCAGACUAGAAAAGUUAUCGACUGGUUCUGCAACAUCACGUGUUCAAGUACAUCGUGUGCAUUUUCAAGAGCAUAACUUACCAUCAAUAAUACGAAAAGAUGGAGCAAAUCGUUCACAGAGUACGCCAUUUUCACCAUUUCAAAAUAUGGAUAGUACACGUUUACUGGAACAGUUUAAAGAGCAGCAGCAACAUCAAGAUUAUAAUCUCGAUUCAACUCGAUUAUUAUCUGUUCAUCAUCAUUCAAAAUCCGACACAAAUCAAUCAAUAUCAUCAAGUUCUAAAUUCAUUUUAAAGUCUACUGAUCAUCAAUCCGAUCUUGCAAAUAAUGAUUCGGUUAUCAUAGAUAAUAAAGCCGUUAAAAAAGAAUAUAUUAAAGAAUCAACCACAUCAUCUUCAUCAACAUUAUCAAGUACUCUUAAUAACAGAUUCGAUUCAUAUUUAAAUCAUGUCGAUAACAAUCUUUGUAAUAAAAUUAUUAAUGAUAUUAAUUCCAAAAGCCAUGACAACUUCAAAAUGAUUGAACAAAAAAUGAUGUCAGAAAUGGAGAAACUACGACUUAUUUCAUUGUCACCCUCUACCGUUUCAUCAUCAUCAUUAUCGAACAUAUCACAACUAUUAGAUAAUACUGAUACUAUUAUAAAAACAACGGCUCCAUUGCUACAGAACAAUAACUCCGUACUUGUACGAAAUGAAAAAGAUAUGAGUCGUUUAAAUGAAGAAUAUAAGACCAUAACAAACUGUGAAUAUUGGUUAACUAAAGCACGUCAGGCAUGUGAAAAUCAAUUUGAUUUGAAUAUUCUAACUGACGAUCUUAUAAAACCUGAUGGUCUUUUGGAAACAGUUGCAUCAAGGCUUAUCAAACCUGUUGAGUCUAUUUCGGAAGAACCAAAUUUUGAUCUUUCUCAGAAUACGCAUGAGCAAGAUUCUCACAAAGAAGGUUCGAAAACAAGUGAACUACUCACAGAGUCUACAGAUAAAGUUGAUGGAAAACCUCUGAAAUUACUUACCGAUACAACACCAGAUUUGGAUCUUGUAAAGACCAGUCAGUACAAUGAAGCUAACAGACGAGUGGUUAUUGGUUCGGCACGACUUCUGAGUCAGAUUUUGUCAGAAAAUCACUUGCUCAAUAUACUAGAUGAAAAAUUAAUUUCACAAAAGCAUCCCAACUUUCUGUGUAAAGAUGAAUUUAACAAAAUAGAUAAGUUAAUCAUUAGAAAGCAAGAAUCCGCUCCAUGUACCAGUACCUCACCCACCUAUGAUAAUGAUUAUGAAAAGUCAAUUGAUACAACCAGUACUACAAAACUGUCAUCUCCCGCAAUUUUAUCGUCAACUCAAAAAUCUCCACUAAGCGAUAAUCAAUUACCAUCGAAUGGGCAUAUAACUGAAUUGCUAAAGAAUAUUAUUGGGAAGUGUUGGGAAUACCGUGAAGAUGUAGAUGUUUAUCGUGAAUAUCUAGGAAUCUUGGAACCAUUAUUAAAACAUACAGAAACAAUGUGUGAUACAGUGGUUGAAAAUGGUGGUCUUCGUAGUUUAAUUUAUGCUUGUCGUUCAAGUGACUUACCAUCUCUACGUCAAACAGCUGUAUGUUUAAUGAAUUUAGCGGUAUUUGGUGGAAGUGGAAGUCAUAGUGAAAUGAUGCGUCAACAUGCAAUUGAAUGGUUAUUUUGUUUAGCUUUUCAUCAAGAUGAAGUAAUUAAAUAUUUUGCAUGCUUAACUAGUGCUGUACUAUCUACUAAUCCUGAAUUAGUCGCUGCAGUAAAUGCUUCUUGUACACUCGACCUAGUGAUGCCUUUUGUACGUUCACAUUCACCGAUAGAAUUCGCUCGUCAAAAUUUAGUUGCUGCUUUUCAACACUCUUGUAAGAAUAAUGUAUCAGAUACUUCAGAGCCACAAAAAUCUCUUUCUAGUAAUCCAUCAGAUCUUUCAAAAUAUUGCUGUGAAAAUCAGUAUACAGGUGGAUCGGCUGAUUGGUUGAAACGAUUAAUACCAGUUAUGUUCAGUAAACAAUUUGAACCACGUGUUUUAGUCGCUUUUCAUUUUGCUGUUGAAGCUACACUGAAAUCUGAUAUGAAUUGCAGUCAGGCUUUCUACGAAUCAGAAAUUGUGGAAAUAUUACGUAAUGUUGUCUGUAGUUCAACCUUUCUUGAGUCGAAAUUUGCAGCAAUGGCUCUGCAUAUUUUAGGUGAAAACGUUCCUUCUAGAUUGCCAGCCCAAGUACCUUUAUGGGAUUACGCUGAAGUUGAAUGCUGGUUGAUUCGUAGAGGAUUUGAAGAUUUGGCUGCUAAAUUUUCAGAGCUACGUGUUGAUGGCGAUUUAUUACUUAAACUAGAUGAAUUCAAAUUAGAGAAGGAUCUAGGACUUGUAAAUGGAAUUACACGAUCACGAUUAUUACGUGAAUUAUGCUCUUUGAAGAUUAAUGCCGAUUACUCAGCUGUCGAUCCAACUGGAAUUUCCACUUGGCUACGUGAAGCCACACGUAUUACUGCUUUGAAUAAUAUUAAUACACCAAUAAAUGUGAAUACAUCAGAUUACAGUAUGAUUGAAAACGAUUUUCAGUGGACAACAGCUUCUAAUUCCAAGUAUUGUUACACACAUGAUUUAUCUUGUUUAAAUCAAUCAUUUGAUCUUCUGCAAUACGCAUAUAAUUUUAUUUCAGCCGGUGUGCAUUAUCCUUUCUUGCCUUAUCUAUCAGAUAAAAUGCUUUUAGAAGAUUGUCGUAUUAAAAAUGGGAUACAUCGUAAACGAAUUUUAGAAGCGAUUCAAUCUUCCAUAUCAUCACAAAAUCAGUUACGUCUUACAGAUAAAGAUUCCAAAUUAAACACUUUAAGUCAUCCAAACAAAUAUAUUGAUAUAUUUAUUUCUUAUCGUCGUUCAACUGGUUCUCAGUUGGCGAGUUUAUUGAAAGUUCAUUUUCAUUUACGUGGUUAUCGAGUGUUUUUAGAUAUUGAUCGUUUAACUGCUGGAAAAUUUCAUGAAUCACUACUUCAUUCUAUUAAAUCAUCAUAUAAUUUUGUUCUUGUUUUAACAUCAAGAGCAUUAGAUAGAUGUAUAAAUGAUACACAUUGUACAGAUUGGAUACAUAAAGAACUUGUAUGUGCAUUAGAAAGUGGAUGUAAUAUCAUACCAAUUACGGAUAAUUUUACAUGGCCAUCAGCUGAUUCAUUACCAGAAGACAUUAGAUCAAUAACCACCUAUAAUGCAGUAAACUGGAUUCAUGAUUAUCAAGAGGCAUGUAUUGAUAAAGUGGAAAAAUUCAUGAUUAAACCAAUCACUUCAACACCUUUACCAUGUAAUCAAAUUAAACCAUUUAAUCAUUGAAUUAAUCUCCAUUUGGUUUUUAUUAUCUAUCCUUAUUUGAAUUCCCAUACCCUAUCAUCAUUCUUACUUUUUACUUUCUUUAUGAUAACUGAUUGAUUUUCAAAUUUGACUAUGUCAAACAAGAAUAUAUAUUUGCUUGUUUAUUUAAUGAACAAUAUUGAUAAUCCUGUUAAAUUAUGCUCAUUUAUCAUCAUUUAUAUAUAUGAUGAUUGAGUUAUAUUACUACAUUGAUACUUAUUCAUAUGCAUUUAAUGAUUUUCUUUUCUUAAUUAUUGUCAUACAGAUUAACUAUAAUCAAUCAUUCAUAUUGAUCUCAUGAUUAUAUUUAGUUUAUUUUUCUUUCUUGUUUCUUGAAUUAAAAAUUAAAAAAAAAGAAAUUUUUAUUCUGAGACUUUUCCCUGUAUGAAAUUA